CAGCUCAUAGACCAUGAAGAUCCAAACUGGGUUUGACAAGACACUUAAGGAAGUGUAUCACAUGCUAGCACUUCCUUACCCACCCUGUUCAAUUAAAAAUGAAGAACAGCCUGAAAUCGAAGAUGAGGAUGAGGUUGAACUUGAAGAAACAGCCAUUCUAGUCAAACCAUUCAAGCCAAAAUUCAAGUCUUACAACAUCAACAAGGAUAGCCUGACCUCUCACCGUGCUGCCAAACAGCUGACUGGGUUGAUCAGCGAACUUGAGCGAAAGAGAAGAGAGAAUGAAAGUAAUAAAGAAGUUCAUAACAACACCAACUAUUUGGAAUACAAGGAAAAUGUCGUAAACUUAAUCAAUCAUCUUUCCUCUAGAGCAAAGGCAGAAAAGGCUCAGAACGAUUCCCUGGAAGAAGGACAGCUGAAAGAGAAGAAGAAAGUGCUACUGUCGGACCUGAGACGAUUCUCAAAUGCAUUGCGAGCUGACAAACAAGAGGAAACUGAACAGGCACGAAGAGUAAUAGAGUGUCAAGAUAACAGCGGCAGACGAGCCACGAUUGAUAUGGUGGCCCAACUAACGCCCAUACACGAGCAGCUUACAUAUUUCUUUCAAGGAGAAAAUGCUUGUGCCAAUACUGUGGUGAGGGCAGCUUCGAGCGGUGAUUUCGAGUCUCUCUAUUCUUCUGAUUCGAGAGAGAAAGUGCUGGAGACAAGGGACAAGAUGAAUCACAUAUUGGACUCGGUCGAGUUGAGUGAAGAAAACGAUAUACCUCGCCCAUUGGAGGGAACAUUAUUGAAGGGUGCUGGAAAGAUUGGUCGCAGUUGUAAGAAGGGAAGCGAUGCUUUUAAAUCUAACAUGGAAAAUAUAGCAGAGAAUAACCGUAAGAAGUCUAUCGUCCACAGUGAGCUGAUGGUAAGCAUGGCAAGGAACACCGGAGAGAAGGAGCGCAAGGUGGCGGCGGAGGAGAGGAAGUGUAAGGACAGGAUGAGUGUAGUACUUGAUACCAUGGUGCACAAAGUGAAGGGUAAGGAAGUAGAGAAGCUAAGAGACGAGGAGAGGAAGAAUGACGAGUUCGACCGAGCACGAGUGGACACUAUUGACAAGAUAAACGACUAUGGCAAAAGGAAGGAGGUGCUGGACAAUGCUGAUACAACGUAUCUUACUGACACCAAGCACGAUGCAAAAACUGCGCAAGCAAAGAGAACUUCUAUAGAUGUAAUAGCGAACACAGAUCGCAAAAAAGUUCUUCAUAAAACUACAGGACCGGCUAGGAUACCAGCAAACAAGUCGGCAGGGCGUGUAGUGAAGGAGCGUCGACCUACUGGCGCCGUUAUUCCCCCUGGAAAGUUCAUCAAACCAGUUGUGAAAGGAACGGGAUCUCCCAGCACUGUGCGCGGCACUUUACAACAACAGGGUGGUAAAGUACCAGCACGCAAACCAUCCCAACCACAAGCUCCCGUUACAGGGCCCCGAAAGCCAUCAGGAGCAUCCCCGAGCACAUUGCGUAAACCAUCGGCUGGUCCUGCUGGAAAAGUAUCUCCUAGCACAUUGCGUAAACCAUCGGCUGGUCCUGCUGGCAAAGUAUCUCCUAGCACAUUGCGUAAACCAUCGGCUGGCCCUGCUGGCAAGGUAUCCCCGAGCACAUUGCGUAAACCAUCGGCUGGUCCUGCUGGAAAAGUAUCUCCUAGCACAUUGCGUAAACCAUCGGCUGGUCCUGCUGGCAAGGUAUCUCCUAGCACAUUGCGUAAACCAUCGGCUGGUCCUGCUGGAAAAGUAUCCCCAAGCACAGUUCGUAAGCCAUCGGCUGGUCCUGCUGGUUCGCGUAAACCCUCUGCGAGUAAACCUACCCAAGGUUCUACCUCCAAAUGGAAUUAAAUCACACGGACCCUGAAGAAUGCAGGUCGAGUUAGUAUCGGCGACCCCAGAAAUGUUAUUUUCAGUCCGCGUCCUGGAAACUACUGAAAACUGAGAAUAAUAUGUUUCGGGUAACUAUUUUGGAAGCUGAGCUGGCAUUUUUGUGAGCUUAAUUUUUGGUUUCUUGGUAUUGUGUUGAUUAUUUUUUGUGUGUUACCUGUUUACAUUGUACGUGUGGAAUUUUUGAUAUCUUUUUAAAAAGCGAACAUUGCAUUUGAAAUACCGUCAUGUUUUCCGAAUUCUGACAUACGUUGUAUCGUCAUAGUUAGUAAAUUUGAAUAUAAUUUGAAGCAAUUUUCUUCGUGUUUUCUGCUAUUUUUUGACGAAUUCUUCUUUGCAAAAGAACGAUCCUAAUAAUAGACACAAGAACUAUUCAAAUUAGAGCAUA
Messenger RNA from Bolinopsis microptera, 2297 nucleotides. Its product is annotated as neurofilament heavy polypeptide-like. The record is from RefSeq and is a predicted model, not a curated record. The transcript has 10 exons. The coding region runs from base 14 to 1870 and encodes 618 amino acids. NCBI's taxonomy places the organism in Eukaryota, Metazoa, Ctenophora, Tentaculata, Lobata, Bolinopsidae.